AUGACUAACGAGACGCCCCAAAUACCUCCAGAAAUCGACACAAAGAUCCUCGAAUACCAAGGACAAUCUAUCACGAUUUCGGAAGCAAAAGAGAUUUUAGAAACCUGGGGCAUUUUCGACUCUAAGUUCUUCGAACCCCACGUGUCCGCCGCAGCCUACGUAAAAUUCGUCAAGACGGUGAACAUCUUCAUACCCAUCGAUGAGGACCCACCAUCUGUUCUCCAAAACAUACAAGAAGGUCAGGCACACUCCGAAACCCACCAGGGCCUUCGACAGCCCAUUCGAAACUCCAUAUUUCGAAACCCCAUCCACCGCGUGAGUAUUAUCCUCAGCGAGGUAACCUUGAUAGCAAAUUCCAUAAUCCCCGCCCCAGUCGCAUUGAAACCAUAUCCAGGUUAUGUUGCACCAGCCGAGAUGGAAGAUGAUGGCGCAUACAAGAGCGUAGAUGGGAUUGAGACGCUUGCGGAGGAGGAAGACCAUGUCGACGAUGCCAUGAUUAAUGGAGACGAAGGGAAGGAAUGGCGCGUAGAAAAUGAACCAGCUAUUUGGGUGAGUCUUAGUGAAAUGGGAAUUUUAAGUGAAGGACACUUACGCGAUGGACCAGCGCUGGUAGUUGGGGCGGUAGGAGACCUGUUCGAGAGGCGCGUUGUAGAGCUGUGUUGCGUAGGCGGCUGCUAG
Messenger RNA from Bacidia gigantensis, 678 nucleotides. RefSeq lists its product as uncharacterized. The coding region runs from base 1 to 678 and encodes 225 amino acids. The transcript has 2 exons. The record is from RefSeq and is a predicted model, not a curated record. NCBI's taxonomy places the organism in Eukaryota, Fungi, Ascomycota, Lecanoromycetes, Lecanorales, Ramalinaceae.